AUGGAUGAGUAUCUGAAAGAAUUUUGUUUUGACAGUGAUCACUUAACUUCACCCCGAGAAGAUCUUGCAUCCUCUUUGGAAAACACUGCACCAGUAACGGGCUGCCUUGUUAUAGAGGAAAAAUCACCCAAGUGCUCACGUGAAAAAGAAGAAGUUGUGCCAACUUCCGUAGCAAUGGAGAAAAACAACGAUAAGGAUCCGGCUGGUCCAGUAUCAGGAGCAGAUCUGACCAAGAGGGAAUUCUGCCCCAUGAUGGAAGAACACAAAACUACAUUUCAAAACGUUUUAAAGCAAGACCGGGAGGUGGGCCAGGAAAAGAAAAAUAACAAAGAGCAGAGGGAGGAAGCACCAGCUGUGGUUCCCAGUAGGAAAGGGAGUUCACCCACUGCAGGUGGCAUUAAAGGAGAUAAAACAAAGCAAAAUGAGCCUGACUCCCCUAAUGAGAAAGAAGUGGAGGCUGAAUUUCUGAGGUUGUCUUUAGGUUUUAAAUGUGACUUGUUUACCUUGGACAAGAGAGUGAGACUUGAAGAAAGGUCCCGAGACUUGGCUGAAGAAAAUUUAAAAAAGGAGAUCACAAAUGCUCUAAAGAUGUUAGAGGCUUUAGUUCCUCUGUGUGAAGAAGAUAAUCAAGCACAGGAGAUCAUUAAGAAGUUGCAGAAAAGCUUGCAGUUCCUUAGCCAGUACGCAGCCCGAGUUGCCAGUAGAGCAGAGAUGUUGGGAGCUAUUAACCAGGAGAGCCGUGUCAGCAAGGCUGUGGAAGUAAUGAUUCAACAUGUGGAAAACCUGAAGCGCAUGUACGCAAAAGAACAUGCAGAACUCGAGGAGCUGAAACAGGUCCUGCUCCAGAAUGAGAGAUCCUUUAGUUCUCCUGGAGAUCGAGAUGAAUCUACGAAUAAAAAGCUACCAAAUUCUUUUAACUUUAAGCCAUCAUCAUCCCUACGAAGAGUUAGCAUUGCAACAUUGCCUAGGAGCGCUGGAAAUGCAGGUAUUGGGUUGCCGCUGGCCCAGCUCCAUGAACCUGAUGGAGAUGAACGGAGUGAUAAAUUUAACAGGAGAUCAAGCAGUUGGGGACGACUAGGAGCAAAGCAAAAUGAGAAGCGUCCUUCACUACAGCGGUUCAUUAGCACGUAUUCCUGGGCAGAGUACGAAGAUGAACAUUCUGAAACAAAAAACGAGCAGUCGGAAUCACCUGCUGAAGUACAAGAAGAGCCAUCCAGGAAGGAAAGUAUCUCUGAAAAAGGAAAACAUUCAUCAAAAUGGAACCUAGAGUCAGUGUGCAAUUUAAUGUCAUCGUGGGCAUCCCAUUUCAAGACUUCCUUUUCCAACGCUAACAAAACUCUUUGGGUUUCUGUUUCCAUCCUGGUACUGCUUGCUGCUCUUACAAGCUUCCUCACUGGGCUGUCGCUUCAAAGACCAGCAGAUGCAGCACCUGUAGGAACUGGGGACUCCUGGACUUCACUACAGCAACUGUUGUGGCCAUAUACAGGACUUCAACACAAUGGACCACCCCCAGUAUAA
Cariama cristata (Red-legged seriema) is the source of this 1518-nucleotide messenger RNA. RefSeq names its product lymphoid-restricted membrane protein (gene IRAG2). Gene Ontology annotation, cellular component: endoplasmic reticulum membrane. The coding region runs from base 1 to 1518 and encodes 505 amino acids. NCBI's taxonomy places the organism in Eukaryota, Metazoa, Chordata, Aves, Cariamiformes, Cariamidae. The transcript is spliced from 15 exons. The record is from RefSeq and is a predicted model, not a curated record.